CCCACUGUGGCCACUUCUGUGGAGUUCCUCUUCCUCCUUGAACUGCCUCCCAGCCAGCCAGAGCCCCACUCCCCCAGGGCCAGGAAGUGCCUGGGGCAGUGAGCUCACCCUCCCACCCAAGCAGGGGGUCACCCUCUGUCCCAAGCACCUGCCCAGGUGGAAACUCCUGCCACAACCAGGAUGGGCUCAUCUCUGCUGGUUACCAUUCAGGCUCAAGGUGCUGACUAUGAUGAGUCCCCAGUUCCUCAGACCCUGAGAGCUGGGUCCCUGGGCUCAGGUACAGGAAGUGGAGGGGCUCCAUUGUCACUGCCACAGGAGCUCCACUGGGUGGAGCAGGAGUGACUCCUGUUUGACCCUAGUUCUGCCCCUGGUUGCUGUGAGGCCAGGGUUGCCUGUUUGCUCACCAUCAACCUCUCAGGGUGGCAGCAGGAUUGGGUGUGGUAGCAUAUGGACAGUGCUUGGAUACUGGCCACCAUCUCUAGCACUGCCCCUUGCCCAGGGCCAUUGCUUCGGAGCCUUCGCAAGCCCACUCCAGGACUUCUAUCCUGGUCCCACCUCAGGGAUGGGUAGUGACCCAGCUGGGAGUGGCCUCCCUCCUCUGUGGUUUUGGCUGGUUAUAAUUGGUACCCCCAUCUGCCCUGGUGCCCCCUAGGUGGAGGGUAAACAGGAUCCCCCAGCAGGGAUCAGCUAGAUGGCACAUCAAUCUAGAUGCAGGUGAGAAUGGGCCCUAGGGGACAGUGACCUGUCUAGGUGAGCAGAUGGGCAGGAUUAGAAUCCGGGUAUCAGACAUGGCCUGCCACUAUGUCCCUGCCCUCCAUAAAGUGGCCUCAACAAUGGGUACAAGGACAGGCUCAUCGAUGUCAGGGCCCCAGUCUGAUUUCAGAUCACCAUUUGUGCUGACUCAGAGACUUCAACUUAGGUACAGCCUUGAGGAACAAAGAGUCUGGGCAGAACUAUUGGGAUGGGAGCAACAGAUGUGGGCAUCCAGGAAGGUGCUGGCUGGCCAGGGGCGUGGGUGAGGGGGGUGAAUGUGGAUACAGGGGGCUCUGGGCAAGCCCUUUCAGAAGUCCCAAAGUCAGGGUGUUUGUCUCUAAAGCCUCGAGUAAGGGCAUUUCAUAUAGGCUUACCUUUGGUCUGUGGAGGUCAAAGACAGAUUCACUCUGACCUCAAGGGUGUCCUGUGUGCCUGACCAGAUUAAGCCUCUAUUUCUUAGGCCCUGCCAGAAGAUUGCAGGCAUGUGUGUGGUCAGAGAGCAUUCCAGGGGAAAGUGAUCCAAUCUGGGAGGGGAGGGCCUUGCCCCUCUAGGCUGGGGUCGAGUUCAAGUUCUGCUUGAAUUUACUUCUUUUUGUUUUCAACAGCAAGAGGUCCCCCAAGCCAGAAAGAGCAGGGUCAGGAGGGAAAGGGCAGGGGUGGGAGAUCAGGCCUCCGGGCUGGCUAAAGGCAGUUCUGAGGCAGGAAACGCCCCUGGCUUCCUCUAGGCCUGGGACUGAAAGGAAAGGCUGCCCAGGAAGGAGGCUUCCCCUCCCUCUGGGCUGCAGAAUGGUGUCAUGUAGGAAGUCCCCUGGUUUCAGAGCCCGCCUAGGAUUCUGAGAGGCCUGAUCUGGGAUCACCUCUCCAGCCUGCACCCCCACCCACAGGGAGCAGCCAGGCCCCUUUCUCUUCCAAGACAAGGAUGUAGCCAUUGCCAGGGCCCAUGGACCUUGCAAGCAUGCAAGUUCCCUGUGGGAAAAUGAGAAAGUUGGACAAGCAGAGAGGGAAACGAGGCGUCUGCCAGAGGGGAGCACAGGUAGCGGCUGGGCACCUUCCUUCCAGGCAGAUGUAUGGAAUAGACACACACAGCUAACUACACCUGCUCUUUCCACUUAACAAUAAUACCCAUUACUAGAUUGGAUCCAUCAUGGGCAGAGCACCAACAGCCCUCAGCAAGGGGACCUGAGGCUUGGGGAGGUUCAAAGUGGGAACCCAGACAUAACGAGGGGCAAAACAGACUCCUCACCUGGCUCUAAGCAGGUCUCUGGGGUUCUGGAGAGGGAGUGGGAGGGUUGAGGUGGUCCCAGGGAAGUUGGGGAGGUGGAAAUGGUUCUCCAGAGGGGAGGUCAAGGUGGUGCACCCUAGUGCUGCGAGGGUGGGGGUUGGGAGAUGGAUGUGUGGGGUGUGUGGGGUGUCCAGGUGACCAGUGGAUGCUGGGGACCCCCUAGGGUGCUGGUGGGCCCAGGCCUCGCCCACACUGACACUCUCCACUCCUGCCCCACCCCCCACCAUCCUGCAGACAACAAGUCGCCCCCAGAGGCGCUUCGCUUCCACGCAGAAGCCAAGGGCUCACAGGUGCACCUGGAUACCCAUUGCUGCACCGCGCGCAGGCGCGCCACGUUCCACGACGGCAUCGUCUUCAGUCAGCGGCCUGUGCUGCCGGGAGAGCGUGUGGCACUGCGCGUGCUGCGGCUGGAGGAAGGCUGGUGCGGCGGCCUCCGCGUGGGCUUCACGCGCCUGGACCCCGCGCGCAUGUCCGCGUCCAGCCUGCCGCCCUUCGUGUGCCCAGACCUGGAGGAGCAGAGCCCGACGUGGGCUGCUGUGCUGCCCGAGGACUGCGCGCUUGAGGGGGAUGUGGUCUGUUUCUGGGUGAACCGCCAUGGCAGGCUCUUCGUUAAGAUCAACGCUGGCCGCCCGUUCCUGCUGCGCAAGGGCGUGCUCAUGGGCGCCCCGCUCUGGGCAGUAAUGGACGUGUACGGGACCACCAAGGCCAUCGAACUUCUGGAUUCCACAGCCAGCCAGUUCCCCACAACUGUGUCUUAUGUCCUCAGCAACAUGGAAGUGCCAGAGCGUGAAGCUGCAUCGGGAGAUGAAUGUACUGUCUGCUUACACCAUGUUGCCAACACCUGCCUUGUACCCUGUGGCCACAAGCACUUCUGCAGCUACUGUGCCUGGAAAGUCUUCAAGGACACGGCCAAGUGCCCCUUGUGUCGCUGGCAGAUAGAGGCCCUGGCCCCGGCAUGAGUCUCCCCUGCUCUGAGGACCAGUGUAGACUCAUGAGAGGAGAAGCCUUCGUGGUGUGGACAGCAGGUUGGGCCUACAUCUGUGCCCACUCGUGGAGAGAGGAGUCAGCAGUAGAGAGAGGAAGGCAAGGAUGGGCAGG
Messenger RNA from Nycticebus coucang (slow loris), 3133 nucleotides. It is a transcript of the gene NEURL3, whose product is annotated as neuralized E3 ubiquitin protein ligase 3. Bases 2140 to 2994 code for a protein of 284 amino acids. The record is from RefSeq and is a predicted model, not a curated record. The transcript has 3 exons. Lineage: Eukaryota; Metazoa; Chordata; Mammalia; Primates; Lorisidae.